AUUUGCAGUGCCAGUUUCAUACAUUCAUAGAUUUAUUUUUGAACCUGUGUGGGUACCAUAUACCUACCUAAAUCCAUUGUUUAUUCGUUUUCUUAUCCUUCGUAGUUCGUUAAUUUUUGAUACUUGUCCCUCUUUCAGUCUUUCGGCUGUUUGAAAUUUUUUUAAUCUUAUUACAAAUUACAAUAGUUACAGAUUCUUGACUUCUGUGGUAUAAUAUUCAUAAUAGUUUCAAUUCAAGCUCGCCACUUCAAAAAUGGCGUCUGGAUCCAAGUCUUUGAAGAGAAAGUCCAACGGUCCAGAUUCAUAUACCGAUGAAGUAUGGAAACGUACAAAAGGAACUGUUGACAAAAAAUUGGAGCGUGCCGAGCCUUUCAGAAUAUUUAUGUCCCCGAUAGAAUGCGAUCCAGGUACUCACAUUGAAGAAUCAACACUUUCGUUUCCAGAACUCUUGGACCAAAGUCUUGGUGAGUUGACUGAAUCACUUCAUAUAAACUUCGUGGUCGAGCUCGGCUGGUUACUCGCUCAAUAUUUUAUAACUGGUCAUAGGGGCAAAAAAAUUACACUAUUAUAUGAACAAUGUGAUGAAAAUUUAAUUGAAUUAGAUUUAAAAAAGAAGAUACCUCAUAUUAAACAUAAAAAAAUAAUUAAUGCUAAUGCUUUUGGUCAUCAGCAUAGCAAAGUAUCAAUGUUUGCUUAUGCUGAUGGUAGUUUACGAGUUGUAGUUAUGUCUGCCAAUUUGCGUGAAGAUGAUUGGACCAAAUUCACUCAAGGGAUUUGGGUAAGCCCAAAAUUUCCAUUAAAAAAGGAGGAUAAUACGUCAGACGGUAAUUCAAAAACUAAUUUUAAAAUAGAUAUUUUACGAUAUUUAAAAUCUUUUGAUGAACAAUCAUUAAGUCAAUGGAUAGAAAAAAUUGAAAAAGUUGAUUUCAGUCAAGCAAAUGUUCCAGGCAAGCACCAAGAACAGUUAUGGGGUCAUUUAUAUUUGAAAAGUAUUUUAGAAAAAUAUGCUUAUCUACCAAUGGGUGUUCCAUCAGAUUGGCCUAUAAUAGCUCAAUGUUCUUCUUUGGGUUCUUUGGGUACUUCAGACAAAGAAUGGUUGAAAUCAGAGUUUAUCAAAAGUCUAUCAGCUGCUAAUUGUUAUGAUCCUUCAAAAAUAGACAAAUAUGAGAUUCCCUUCAACCUGAUUUACCCGACUAUAAAAAAUGUGUUGAAUAGUUGGAAUGGACCAAUGGAUGGUAUGUGUUUGACUUACAGUAACCAAACACACCAAAAACAAUUGUGGCUUAAAGAAUUCAUGUGCUUGUGGCAGUGCCAUUCACGAAAACGAACAAAGGCCAUGCCUCAUAUAAAAACCUAUUGCCGAAUUUCACCAUGUUGUACAAAAAUGUCUUGGUUUUUGUUAACUAGCGCUAAUUUAUCAAAAGCUGCUUGGGGCAGAAGAAUUAAUUUAAAAGGUCAAAAAGAUCAGGGUAACUACAUAAUGGCACAAGAAGCUGGAGUUUUAUUCUUGCCUAAAUUUGUGACUGAAUCUCAUACAUUUUCUAUAUUUGAAACCGAAGAUAGUAAAUUACCAUAUUUCUCUUUACCUUUUGACUUGCCAUUAACUAAAUACGACAUCAAUGAUUGUCCUUGGAGUAUACAAUUGUAAUAGGUACAUUAUAAAUUAGUUUUUACACUUUAAUAUAAUGAAAUAAUGUAUAGUUUCCUAAAUUAAUAUAAUCAUUUUUUUUAAUGUUCUUAUAUACCUUGUAAUAUUUAAAUAAUAUGAAUUUUUUAAUUUUAUAUUCACCACAGAAUGAUUUUUCAAUAGAAAAUUAUUAUUUAUAUCGUGUAUAAUUUUAAAAUACAACAGUUUCCAAUUAUAGUUAA
Molecule: messenger RNA, 1869 nt
Organism: Aphis gossypii (cotton aphid)
Lineage: Eukaryota; Metazoa; Arthropoda; Insecta; Hemiptera; Aphididae
Gene: gkt
Product: probable tyrosyl-DNA phosphodiesterase
Exons: 9
Coding region: 254-1648 (464 amino acids)
Biological process (GO): double-strand break repair; single strand break repair
Cellular component (GO): nucleus
Molecular function (GO): double-stranded DNA binding; single-stranded DNA binding; 3'-tyrosyl-DNA phosphodiesterase activity
Source: RefSeq, a predicted model, not a curated record